Messenger RNA from Sorex araneus (European shrew), 3484 nucleotides. It is a transcript of the gene CAPN6, whose product is annotated as calpain 6. Gene Ontology annotation, molecular function: calcium-dependent cysteine-type endopeptidase activity. The record is from RefSeq and is a predicted model, not a curated record. Gene Ontology annotation, biological process: proteolysis. The coding region runs from base 115 to 2040 and encodes 641 amino acids. Gene Ontology annotation, cellular component: cytoplasm. NCBI's taxonomy places the organism in Eukaryota, Metazoa, Chordata, Mammalia, Eulipotyphla, Soricidae. The transcript has 13 exons.
CACAGACUGACCAGACUCUGUAGGGGUUACCUGGCCAACAGCAGCAGCAGCGGCGGCAGCAGCAGCGGCAGCAGCAGCAAGACUCCUGGGAUCACUCAGACAUAGUUCAACAUUAUGGGUCCUCCUCUGAAGCUCUUCAAAAAUCAAAAAUACCAGGAACUGAAGCAGGAAUGCAUCAAAGAUGGCAGACUUUUCUGUGACCCAACAUUUCUGCCUGAGAAUGAUUCACUUUUCUACAACAGAUUGCUUCCUGGGAAGGUGGUGUGGAAACGACCUCAGGAUAUCUGUGAUGACCCCCGUCUUAUUGUGGGCAACAUCAGCAACCACCAACUGAUUCAAGGGAGAUUGGGGCACAAGCCGAUGGUUUCUGCAUUUUCCUGUUUGGCUGUUCAGGAGUCUCACUGGACAAAGACAAUUCCCAAUCACAAGGAACAGGAAUGGGACCCUCGAAAACUAGAGAAAUAUGCUGGGAUAUUUCGUUUCCGUUUCUGGCAUUUUGGAGAAUGGACUGAGGUGGUAAUUGAUGAUUUGCUGCCCACCAUCAAUGGAGAUCUUGUUUUCUCCUUUUCCACCUCCAUGAAUGAAUUUUGGAAUGCUCUGUUGGAAAAAGCUUAUGCAAAGCUUCUUGGCUGUUAUGAGGCCCUUGAUGGUUUGACAACCACUGACAUCAUUGUGGACUUCACUGGUACCUUGGCCGAAACUAUUGACAUGCAGAAAGGAAGAUACACUGAGCUUGUUGAGGAGAAGUACAAAUUGUUUGGAGAACUGUACAAAACAUUUACCAAAGGAGGAUUGAUCUGUUGCUCCAUUGAGUUUCCCAAUCAGGAGGAACAAGAGGUAGAAACUGAUUGGGGACUUCUGAAGGGCCAUACCUACACCAUGACUGAUAUUCGCAAGAUCCGCCUUGGAGAGAGACUCGUGGAAGUCUUCAGCACGGAGAAGCUAUAUAUGGUUCGCCUGAGAAAUCCCUUGGGAAGACAAGAAUGGAGUGGUCCUUGGAGUGAAAUUUCUGAAGAGUGGCAGCAACUGACUGCAACAGAUCGCAAGAAUCUGGGACUUGUUAUGUCUGAUGAUGGAGAGUUUUGGAUGAGCCUGGAGGAUUUUUGCCGCAACUUUCAUGAACUGAAUGUCUGCCGCAAUGUGAACAACCCUAUUUUUGGACGCAAGGAGCUGGAAUCAGUGGUGGGAUGCUGGACUGUGGAUGAUGAUCCUCUGAUGAACCGUUCGGGGGGUUGCUAUAACAACCGUGAUACUUUCCUGCAGAAUCCCCAGUACAUCUUUUCUGUGCCUGAAGAUGGCCACAAGGUCAUCAUGUCACUGCAGCAGAAGGAUCUGCGUACUUACCGGCGCAUGGGAAGACCUGACAAUUACAUCAUUGGUUUUGAGCUCUUCAAGGUGGAGAUGAACCGUAAGUUCCGCCUCCACCACCUCUACAUCCAAGAGCGUGCUGGGACUUCCACCUAUAUUGACACACGCACAGUGUUUCUGAGCAAGUACCUGAAGAAAGGCAACUAUGUGCUUGUUCCAACCAUGUUCCAGCAUGGUCGAACCAGCGAGUUUCUCCUGAGAAUCUUCUCUGAAGUGCCGGUCCAGCUCAGGGAAUUGACUCUGGACAUGCCCAAGAUGUCCUGCUGGAACCUGGCUCGUGGCUACCCCAAAGUAGUCACCCAGAUCACUGUCCACAGUGCUGAGGGCCUGGAGAAGAAGUAUGCCAAUGAAGCUGUAAACCCCUACUUGGUGAUUAAGUGUGGAAAGGAGGAAGUUCGUUCUCCUGUACAAAAGAAUACUGUUCAUGCCAUUUUUGACACCCAGGCCAUUUUCUACAGGAGGACCACUGACAUUCCUAUUAUUGUGCAGGUCUGGAACAGCCGAAAAUUCUGUGAUCAGUUCUUGGGGCAAGUUACUCUGGAUGCUGACCCCAGCGACUGCCGUGAUCUAAAAUCUCUGUACCUACGUAAGAAGGGUGGUCCAACCGCCAAAGUCAAGCAAGGCCACAUCAGCUUCAAGAUCAUUUCCAGUGAUGACCUCACUGAGCUCUAAAUCACCAGUUUCAGAUGAUUCUGACAGAGCUUUCCAUCCUUUGAUUUUCUGUCAGAUGCCUGAUCUCAUCUAAGAUUCAUAACCUUUUGAAAGAAAAACAUCACUAUAAUUAAUUUUUCUUUUCUUCUGAUAAGUUCCCUAUACCUCCCAAUUCACGUAGCAUCUGCUACAUAACCUAUAUACCUCCGACAGCUGGACAGGGGGUGGUGACAGUCCUACCUGGAGGUCAUAUUAAUGUUUGCCCAGAAAAGAUCUCCAGGGCUUCUGGGAAUGCAUUUCAAGCAGGGCUACAACAACUUGGAUACUAUAACAAUGUCUUUGCUGCAUUCAGGUGCCCAGUUUUCUUCCUCAUAGGGCAUGUUUAGAAAGGAAGAGGGUUGAUCAAGGCCAAGCUGGUCUAGCCUGACAUCCUUCCUCCUGGGUAAACACUACAGUUCUUUGAGCAGCAUUUUGCCUCACAGCCAGAGCCUGCUUAUAAGCUCCCAGCUUUUACUUCCAUCUCCACCUCCAUCACCAUCACCCAGCAUCACCACCACCACCAUCACUACCACCACCUCCAGAAAGUGUACUCCUGCCCUAACCCAAGUCACCCCCCACAGCUUUACCUUCAUGUUGAGGAAGCUUCCUAGGUGCUUAAUGAAGAGCUGGGGUUCAAGGAGGCCUAGACAGCAAGAAGGGCUUGAACUCUAGCUCAUCUGGAAGCCAGCUGGGUGCCAUGAGAGGGAAAAGUGGAAAAAGCUGCAAUGGAAAAAGAGUUUUUGUCCCCCACCUAUCCACACACACUUACACUCACACACGCGCACCUGGGCGCGCACGAACUACCGUUCAGGCAGUCAGUUGGCAAGAGCAAGGACAAAUAAAUCUCACGCAGCCUGAAAGGAUGAGAGAAUCCAUCUAGGAAGACUUCAGCCAGUCUGAGGCCCCUGACUGUAAUGUGAAAUCUCCUGCUGCUAGGUUUAAAAGCAAGCUUAUUAUCCCUUGCCUCCUUAUCCUGGUGGUAGUAAAGACCUCAUCUGGGAGCUUGAGAUUUUGGGUCUCAGUCUAGGCCCUUCAGGUUUUUCUCUCAGUUGAGAAACUCCACUCCCUGAGAGUGUUUGUUUGCCCUCUAGUUUGCUCAGUUCUUUGCAGAAUUUUUUUGAGUCAGUUAUGCUGAAACGUUCUUCCCUCCAUCUCAUCUAUCAACAUUCUAUCCCUACUUCAAGGCCCAGCAUAAAUGCCACCUCCUCCAUGAAGUCUUUCCUUACCUCCUUAACCCUGCGCCCCGACAAUAUUUCAACGCUUCUACAAUGAUGAAAAGAAACAUAGUUGUAGUAAUUAGUGUAGACUAGCAAGCAUCCAUUUAAAAAUAUCUUGUAACUUUUUUAGUGCUCUCAUUUCCUAUAAUGUUUUCCAGUCUUUGUAAUUUCUGCAGUGCCUUCACCCCACUGCCUUACAUUAACCAAAC